AUGGAGGGGCUGUACUCGCUGGGGGUGAGCGUGUACUCCGACCAGGGCGGCAGAAAAUACAUGGAGGACGUAACCCAGAUCGUGGUGGAGCCCGAGCCACCGGCUGAGGCGGAGCGCGGCCACCCGCACAAAGGCGGAGCGGCGGCCGGAGGAGGCCCGCGCCCGGCUGAUCCCCUCGUCGAGAGCGGCCGGCGAAGAGGAGGGAGCCCGAGGGCGCCAGAGGAGGGAGCGCUGCCGCCCGGCCCCGGCUCUGGCCGGCGCCCGCGUCGCUCCGUGGCCUUCUUCGCCGUGUGCGACGGGCACGGAGGGCGGGAGGCGGCCCAAUUCGCCCGGGAGAACCUGUGGGGCUUCAUCAAGAAGCAGAAGGGCUUCUGCUCGGCGGAGCCGGCCGCGGUCUGCGCGGCCCUGCGCAAGGGCUUCAUCGCUUGCCACCGGGCCAUGUGGAAGAAGCUGCCAGAGUGGCCGAAGACCAUGACAGGUCUGCCGAGCACGUCAGGAACUACUGCCAGUGUGGUCAUUAUCCGCGGGUCAAAGAUGUAUGUUGCUCACGUUGGCGAUUCAGGAGUGGUGCUGGGAGUCCAGGAUGACCCCAAAGAUGACUUUGUGAGAGCUGUGGAGGUGACACAGGACCACAAGCCAGAACUUCCAAAGGAAAGGGAGAGGAUUGAAGGUCUCGGGGGCAGUGUGAUCAACAAGUCUGGUGUGAAUCGCGUCGUCUGGAAGAGACCUCGCCUGACUCACAACGGCCCUGUACGCCGCAGCACUGUCAUUGACCAGAUUCCCUUCCUGGCAGUUGCCAGAGCACUUGGUGAUCUUUGGAGCUACGACUUUUACAGUGGUGAAUUUGUUGUGUCUCCUGAACCUGACACUAGUGUGCACACAAUUGAUCCCCAGAAGCACAAAUACAUUAUCCUUGGCAGUGAUGGAUUGUGGAACAUGAUCCCACCUCAAGACGCUAUCUCCAUGUGCCAGGAUCACGAGGAGAAAAAAUACUUCAUGGGAGAGCACCGCCAGUCUUGUGCCAAGAUGCUGGUGAACAGAGCCCUGGGGCGGUGGAGGCAGCGCAUGCUUCGUGCAGAUAACACCAGCGCCAUUGUCAUCUGCAUCUCCCCGCUGCAGGACAGCAAAAGCAACUUGGAAAAUGAAGAGGAAUUAUAUCUCAACUUGGCAGAGAGUCCCUGCUAUAGCAGCCCUGAUAUGAAUGUCAUGACACCCUCCCGCUGCUGUACUCCCCCUGUCAAGCUUUUAGAAGAUGACCCCUGGCCACGACUGAAUGCUUCCGAGCCUGUUCCUCCUCUCAUGCACAGCAACAUGAUCUCAGAAAAGUAUUUAGAGCUGCCAAAUGAGAUUGCCAAAGGCAGUUCACCUUCACCAGGAGCAACCCCGAAGGAUUCAGGCCCACAGGAGGAGAAAUGCAGCAAAGCCUUAGCUUUGAGGAUACAGGAAUCCUACAGCAAUGGUUUGUCAGUCAGUCUCUCCUCUUCCAACCCCACAAAUUCAGGCACGGACCAAAAAGGCUUCAAGGCAUCUUCUAACGGCCAAACAAAAGCCCAAGAUGCAGAGAGGACACCCACAGCAAACUUUAAAAGGACAUUGGAAGAAUCCAACUCUGGCCCAGCUCUGAAGAAGCCGAGACGUGGCCUGAGUCGAAACAUGAGUGUGCAGGCAGAAGGCCUGUCCCCAACGCCCCCACGCAAGAGCUCCAAGCAGCUGACCAUGCGCCGCAGCCUGCGGGGCCAGAAGAAGCUCAGCAGUUCGCUCUUCCAUCCGCCCCGCAAAGCCCUCUGCGUUUGCUGAGGGCUCUCUGCCUAAGGAGGUG
This is a messenger RNA of Indicator indicator, 1819 nucleotides long. It is a transcript of the gene PPM1D, whose product is annotated as protein phosphatase, Mg2+/Mn2+ dependent 1D. Gene Ontology annotation, molecular function: mitogen-activated protein kinase binding; cation binding; protein serine/threonine phosphatase activity. Gene Ontology annotation, cellular component: cytosol; nucleus. The record is from RefSeq and is a predicted model, not a curated record. Lineage: Eukaryota; Metazoa; Chordata; Aves; Piciformes; Indicatoridae. Bases 1 to 1797 code for a protein of 598 amino acids. The transcript is spliced from 6 exons. Gene Ontology annotation, biological process: protein dephosphorylation.